AUGAUUAUCGUGUUCAAGAUACGACGACGUUACUGUUUCUUUCAUUUCAGGUCUAAAUCAAGUGCGAUGAACCAUAUGAAGAAAAACUCGGAACGCUCAACAGAUGUGAUAUUGGGUGCGGACAAACAGUGGUCUUAUGAUAGCAUGAAAAGUGAUACGGGACGAGCCAUAAUGAUCUAUGGACCAGCCGAUGAUCUCUUCACACGUACUCCGAUUACCGUGACGCCUUCCUCACUCAGGAGUUUGCCGAGAAGGCCGAAUACAUUUGUCGGUGGUCCAUCAUCAGUCAAGAACACCAAAUUACGCCAAUCAGCGACAACACUUCGAUUCCACGGUGCUCCCGAUGGCUAUUGUACUGUCGGUCGAAUGUAUGAAGAGAUUCCGGUGAGGCGUUCCGAUUCAGAGACGAUCUUUGAGGACAUUAACGCCAUGCAUGAACGACAGGUUAGCAAUGAGCACUUGUCAUGA
Messenger RNA from Anisakis simplex (herring worm), 468 nucleotides. The record is from the annotation of a GenBank genome assembly. Lineage: Eukaryota; Metazoa; Nematoda; Chromadorea; Rhabditida; Anisakidae.